AUGGCGACCGCGGGCACUCUCAAGCUCGAACCAGCCACUCUCGAAGAUGCCCCCGCUAUUGCGGAACUGUGGUUUGCGGCCUUCACAGACCCUGACAUGCGACACUUGUUCCCCGACACACCCGGAUUCCGUCAAUGGUGGAUUAAGGCUAAUCACGAUGAUAUGAUCAACAAGCCAUUCCAGAAGUAUAUAAAAGUGGUCGACACAGCUUCUACCGAUGAGCAGGGCCGACCGCGGAUGAUUGCGUAUGCCAAAUGGGACUUGUCCAUGCUUUCCGAUCGGGGGACUCGCUAUCCACCUUGGCAUGAAGACCAGCCUGCGGAUGAAUGUGCUGCCUUCUUUGACGGGGUCGAUCAAAAUCGGAUUCGAAUCAUGGGGGAUCUGAAGCAUUAUUAUCUUGACAUGCUGGGUACACACCCGGACUACAGGAAGCGAGGUGCAGGUUCUAUGCUUGUCAAAUGGGGAUGUGAUUUGGCCGAUCGUGAAGGAGUUGGCGCAUAUGUUGAUGCCAGUAAGGCUGGAGCUCCCCUGUAUGAGAAGUUCGGGUUUGUGGACCACAGCCUACCUGGUUCUGAGAGUACAGUUGCCUCGAUGGCGCGGAAGUAG
Molecule: messenger RNA, 606 nt
Organism: Penicillium cataractarum
Lineage: Eukaryota; Fungi; Ascomycota; Eurotiomycetes; Eurotiales; Aspergillaceae
Exons: 2
Coding region: 1-606 (201 amino acids)
Molecular function (GO): acyltransferase activity, transferring groups other than amino-acyl groups
Source: RefSeq, a predicted model, not a curated record